AGGAGGUGAAUGAUUUAUUUACACCCCGGCGCAGCUAGUAUGGAAAAGGAUAAGGAAUCAACACUUUGAAAAAGGUUUUGUUGUCGAGCCUGUGCAGCGUUCUCGCUCCAUCUUGAUCACAAUUUCAUCUGAUAAAAUCAAGAUGUCCGGCUGGAUGAAGAAAAUGAAGCCUUUUGACUUCUGCCUGUUCGCCGCUCUAUUGGUGUCCCUUCUCGACGUCGUCCACCGGGCAUCGUCGCAAAAGGUAGAAGUGGCGAGGACCUCCGCGUUGGCUGUGGUGCACGAGGAGAAGUACGAGGACCAUCGAGAUGAGUCUACGACUCUCGGGCUUCUACCCCAGAACAAGAUUUCACGACACGAGGAGCAGACGCUGAGUGAAAGUAAAGCCAAAGGAGCCACAUCGACUGGUGCAGCUCAACAUAGUGCCGCCGCGCGACCGGCAAGUAGUACAAGUUUUACCUCACUUGCAACGACGGCAGCGAAGAAGACGUCUUCUUUCUCUACUUCAUCCAGAAAGAACAAUAUGGAAGUGUCAUGAUUGAAAUCGUCAAAGUCGAAAUAAAAUGUAGGGCACGUAUGGCCUGUGUUGGGGAGCAGGCAAAAGAAAGCGACUGCGAGCCUGUUUAGGGGAAGGAGAUGCGCUGCCAGAGUAGCAUGACAGGAGCAGUCUUCUUUGCCCAAACAGCAUUACAAAAUGGAUUUUGGUGCUCCCGAAAUCUGUCAUGCGCCACUUGGCAACUGAGGAUCCAAGUGGUAUCGAUUUUAUGCAUCACAAAUUAUUUCGAUUUUGCUGAUUUCGAUCCUGACGCUUCCAUAAACAACCAGAAGUGUGUCCAAGUCCUGCGGAACGACAUCGCGGACCGCGUUAUCAAAGUGCUCGUGCUGGCCGCGAAUCUGCUGCGUGCGGGGGAGCAGGAGAAAUCCAUGAUCGACGCAUUGAUUCGCGUAUCACAAGGAAAAAUCCCCUCUCCCCAUAUCAAAACGAAAUUUCUGAUGCUGGAUUUGGAUACACAAAUCAAAUUUGUGUUGCAGGAGAGUACUUCUGCACGCAGAUCCUAAACCUAGGCACUACGGGCCUUUUGGUGUAGUUGUAGGGGACUAGCAAGCAUGGUACUAGACGGCUGGGCCCCUGUAGGCCUUACAGCAUUACAAAUCGCCUGCAUAACGUGGCGGAAAGGAAGCCUGAAUGGGCCUCCUUGCAAGACAGACCCGAUUCGUGACCGCAAUAAAUCUGUGUCGCAAAUUUUCAGACGGAUCACGCGCUUCCAAUAUUAUGGGGAGGGGGCAUUUUUCCUUGCAAUAUCGCGCUUUGAUUCACCUUCCGGCCGGGACAAGGCUGCAGCUGGGCGCGGGCGCGGUGGUGUUUCUGGAGAACGGGAAGGUGGACUACAACAAGUAUUCAUCGCGGCCGCGGGCUCUUUCAUCUAGAAGUGAAAACUCGCCUUCUUCGCUGCUAGAUCUGGAUUUGAUCUCGACGUGGUCACCUGUACUACAACCUGCUAAAGGCGUCUUCAAAGAAGCAGGGCCGGAGGACGAGUUCAAUAGCGAUCAUCUGCAGGUCGAGCAAGAUGGUAAAAACUCGAGUGCGUCGUCUAGUACCUCAUUGUUUUCACUACUGCAACUGGGGCUAGCGGAAAAGGAGAAGCAGCUACAGGAACUGGAACUACACGCCAGCUCAACUGCUUCGCAUCUGCAAGGUCAACAACUAGUACACAACAAAGAGAUCAUGAAAUCCGAAGAACAUCACCAUCACCACCACAACCAGCAUCAUCUUCAUCCGCAGUCACAAAUCCAGACGAAAAUGAAGUACGAUAUGACCUGCUCAAACGUUACAAUCUCAAACCUUACAACAGAAUCUACUGUGUUUUGUAAUGCAUGAUGAGCAUGACAGACACAGACUCGGACAGCGUUCGACUUUCUGCAAUACAAAUUUCGCCAGAUCAUUGUAGUGCGGAUCGGGACUCCAGAACUUGUCAUGCGCAAUCCUAUGAGAGUAGGCUAGAUCGUGCACUUCUUGCAACACAAAUUCCAGAUUCUAUUGUAACGCUUGAGAUUGAUGUAACAGCUGAGCAGGUUAUAUACGACGUGCUAUCCGGAGUCGCCAGUAUCGACCAGCAGGAGUGUUCCAGAUUGGCUCCCGAAUCUCUGUUAUGCAGUGCAAAAGUACCGCACGACUCGUAUAAAUGCAUUACAAAUUGAACAAAUUUCCUCAGGAUGAGAAAUAAAAUUUGUAAUGCUGCUUUACCUUAAGAAAAAGAUUUGUAAUGCAUGAUUGCAAUACGAGUGCGAUGCUUUUGCACUGCAUAUCUGUCCGGCACCAACGCCGAGGAUGCGCUGUCCGGGAAGCCUUUCACCAAGCAGGAUUUAAAUUUGUGGGAGGAGGAGUUGUUGUCCUACUUGCAGUGCUAUGAACUGCAAAAGUAUCGUACUCGUAUAAAUGCAUUACAAAUUUCCUCAGCAUGAGAAAUAAAAUUUGUAAUGCGGAUUUUCUUUAAGAACAAGAUUUGUAAUGCAUGACUGCACUACGAAUACGAUACUGUUGCACAGGAUAAGUGCUGCAGGCGAAAAUCGGAGGCGAUAAAUUCCUGGCUGCGGAUAUCCUGUGUAAAAACGUCCCAACCCCAGAGUUGUUUUGCAAAUCUGCAUGCUUAAAAUGUUUCUCAUGCGGAGAGGACACAUCAGAGGCGUUUUCUAGUGGUCAUUUAUUGGGACUUGUCAUGCUCGAUUCAGCAUGACAAACUGGAUCUGUGAUGCUGAUGCACUAGCUAAAGGCCACUAUUGCGACGAGCCCAAAGUUGUCAUGCGCGACAGCCAAAGCUUAGGGAUUUGUGUAGCAGGUUUUCCAUCUUGACUAUGGGGUUUGGACGUUUUUCGACACAAUAGCGGAAACUGCAGCGGGACGUGAUUGACCGAGUGGAGUCGCUCGCGGGACAGUGCAAGACUCUGCAAAUGACCCCGACGCUGGACAGUGACAGCUUCGACAUUGCCGUGUCAAAUAUGAACUGCAAAGUAUCGUACUCGUAGUAAUAAAUUGCAGUCAUGCACUACAAAUCUCUUUUCCAAGGCAAAUCUGCAUUACAAACUUUACUUCUCAUGGUCAGGAAAUUUGUCAUGCGAUUUCUACUAGUGCGAUAGACUUUUGCAAGUCAUUUCAAAAACAGAGGAGCAACUGACCAGGGUGGAGCAGGAAGAUCUGGUCGGGAUACACCAAGAGCUGUAUGAAAUCGUAAAAAUCUUUCACGACCACGACGACCUUGUCCCGAUCGCUAUAAUUUGUGAUGCGAAAUAAAACCACAUUCAUGACAAUUUUGCCUUUGCGCAUUUUGCAUUACAGCUGGCGAGGAUCCUGGUGGUGGUCGUGGUUCUGGUUUUGCAAAGGAUAAGGUGAUUGACGUCUCUACCAGCGCGGACUGGUCUAACACGGAAAUGUCGCAGGCCUACAUGAAGUUAACGGAGACAAGGGAGUCGGACCUGCUAAUUCAGGACUCUACCGGGGAAUCAAACAGUUUCCUCGGGUACCUCGUGAAGAACUAUCCUGUGCAAAAGUAUCGUACUCGUAGUAUUAAUCGCAGUUAUGCAUUACAAAUCGAGUUAGUUAGGUAAAUCCGCACUACAAAUUUCAUUUGUGAUGCUAAGUCAAUUUGUGUUGCGAUUUAUGCUAGUACGACGCGACAAGUUUUGCACUGCAGAACAACAAAAACUUGCUGAUUCUGCUCAUUCUCCUCUUCAUCGCAAUGUGUGCGUUGCUGCUCUGUGUCAUGACGCCGAAGGGGUUCGAGGGCGGUGGCGGUUCUUUCGGUAGUUUUGGAGUCGGGAAUUGGAAUUACAGGAGUAGUAACUACGGGCAGCAGGCCCCCGCCCCUUCACUGCCCGUUGGCGCAGGUGGUGGCCCCCGCAAUGGGAAUUAUGGCGGGGCGGUGGUUUCAAUGGCAACUGCUCCAGGUGGAUCCGCACAAAUCCUGCAGCCCGCGCAGCAGCAAGCUGUCUUGCAGCAGCUCUCGCAACCGAUGCAGUUGGCCGCUCAACAGCAGCAGCAGGCGCAGCUACCAACUGCAGGAGUUGUUGUAGGCACUGGACAGCAAGGAACAGUGGCACAACAGAUGCAGAACAGCCAGCAAGUUGGUACUAGUACUGAGGCAGUUGCCGUCGUACCUGGGGGAGCUGGUCGUGGUGGACCUGCAGUUCUUCCCGCUAGUACGCAGUCUGUGAUGGAGUCUUCUCCGGAUCUGUAAAUGAUUGGAGGAUGUGCGAACUAAUUCAACUCCAUCUCACAAGUUCCACAUCGAGUCGCUAACUGGUUCAGGAGCUGUAAGCUAGUAUUUUUCCACAGCAAUUAUACUCCGAGAAGGUGUAGGGCGCAAAUUUUGUGGCGGCGACCUUGAGUUUGAUGUUUCAAAAACUAGAAGAACUGAUGGCGUUUCCUUUUAUUGGAGAGAUGUAUGCUCCUGCACUUACGGAGCAUCAUCAUCAGAAUGAAAUAAAUGCAAGAUGUCAUCUGCGCGAUCAAGGCGUCAGAAAAAAGAAUAUCAAUGGAAACGUUUCAGAAGAUUCCGUUAUUGAACAU
This is a messenger RNA of Amoebophrya sp. A120, 4564 nucleotides long. NCBI's taxonomy places the organism in Eukaryota, Dinophyceae, Syndiniales, Amoebophryaceae. The record is from the annotation of a GenBank genome assembly.